This is a messenger RNA of Ailuropoda melanoleuca (giant panda), 509 nucleotides long. Its product is annotated as peptidyl-prolyl cis-trans isomerase-like 1. Gene Ontology annotation, biological process: protein peptidyl-prolyl isomerization; protein folding. Gene Ontology annotation, cellular component: catalytic step 2 spliceosome. Gene Ontology annotation, molecular function: peptidyl-prolyl cis-trans isomerase activity. The record is from RefSeq and is a predicted model, not a curated record. Lineage: Eukaryota; Metazoa; Chordata; Mammalia; Carnivora; Ursidae. The transcript has a single exon. Bases 9 to 509 code for a protein of 166 amino acids.
GCUGCGCUAUGGCGGCGAUCCCCCCAGACUCCUGGCAGCCGCCUAACGUAUACUUGGAGACCAGCAUGGGAAUCAUCGUGCUGGAGUUAUACUGGAAGCAUGCUCCGAAGACCUGUAAGAAUUUUGCUGAGUUGGCACGUCGAGGUUACUACAAUGGCACCAAAUUCCACAGGAUCAUCAAAGACUUCAUGAUCCAGGGAGGUGACCCAACAGGGACAGGUCGAGGUGGCGCAUCUAUCUAUGGCAAGCAGUCUGAGGAUGAGCUCCAUCCAGACUUGAAAUUCACGGGGGCUGGAAUUCUUGCCAUGGCCAAUGCAGGGCCAGACACCAACAGCAGCCAGUUUUUCGUGACCCUAGCCCCCACCCAGUGGCUCAAUGGCAAGCACACCAUUUUUGGCCACAUGUGCCAGGGUAUAGGAAUGGUGACUCGAGUAGGAAUGGUGGAAACAAACUCCCAGGACCGCCCUGUGGAUGAUGUGAAGAUCAUUAAGGCAUACCCUUCCAGGUAG